Molecule: messenger RNA, 432 nt
Organism: Aspergillus udagawae
Lineage: Eukaryota; Fungi; Ascomycota; Eurotiomycetes; Eurotiales; Aspergillaceae
Exons: 2
Coding region: 1-432 (143 amino acids)
Source: RefSeq, a predicted model, not a curated record
AUGCCGUGUAGUGCACACUCGACCGGCACCCCAUGUUCCGAAUGCGCCCUCCACGGCCGAGAUUGCAUCAUUGACGAAUAUGCCGACAAACGUCGUAAGGUUGUGCGAGAUCGCGUCCAGGAGGAGUUAGCAUACUAUCGCGAAUUUGUGCAGCAGCUGCUGGCGGCCAUUCGGCACGGCAAGCGUACAGACGUCGACGCCAUUAUCAAUGUCAUCCGGUCGGGAGCCUCGCUCGAGAAGAUACACUCGAUCGUCGCCCAAUCACUGAGUCAUACAAACGAUGUCGAUGGCCUUGAGAUUACCGUCCCUGAGCUGAAAGUACCGGACGGCGUAUCUGUGAGCUCGUCUGCCGAUGUCAAAGAGCCGGAUGGCGUAUCUGCGGAAGCCUCUCCCGAUGCUGGGCUGAGCGCGAUCUUGAAUAAAGAUUCGUGA